Messenger RNA from Syngnathoides biaculeatus (alligator pipefish), 2743 nucleotides. RefSeq names its product E2F transcription factor 2 (gene e2f2). Gene Ontology annotation, cellular component: RNA polymerase II transcription regulator complex. The record is from RefSeq and is a predicted model, not a curated record. The coding region runs from base 431 to 1702 and encodes 423 amino acids. The transcript has 7 exons. Gene Ontology annotation, molecular function: DNA-binding transcription factor activity, RNA polymerase II-specific; protein dimerization activity; RNA polymerase II cis-regulatory region sequence-specific DNA binding. Gene Ontology annotation, biological process: regulation of transcription by RNA polymerase II. NCBI's taxonomy places the organism in Eukaryota, Metazoa, Chordata, Actinopteri, Syngnathiformes, Syngnathidae.
UGAAUUUCGCGCGACGAACUUUGGCGCUAAAAACGUCGAAUGGAGACGAAGGGAGCCCGCAAGGCCGCCUGCUGACUUUUGGGGCGGACCGGGUCAAGCGCUCGCGAACACACGACGACGAACCGGAAGCACUAACUCCGCCGACCCUCGGUGGUCUUUUUUUUUGUGUGCGACCCUCUGGACUUUUGAACACGUUGGUCAACUUUUGUUUUGUGCACAUUUGUAACAGGCUGCGUUCACGGUUUUGCUGACGUCACCACUCCGAAUCGAUGGCUUGUUGUUUCUUGCAUGCGCGAGUUCGAUGAUAUUCAGAUUUAUAGAAUUUGUAAUCAUCGUUACUUGAGUUUUUUUUUUUUUGUUGUUGUUGUUGUUAUUUAUAAUCGUCAUCAUAAUCAUUGUUAUUUUAAUCCGGGUCCUCUUUGCGGGCACGAUGAUGCGCCUGCCCAAAGGCGUCACUCAGGCGUCGGGGCUUCCGUGCAGCCAGUCCAAGAUGAAGCUCCUGGCCGGCGAGUUGUUCGGCGGCGGCCUGUCCAGUCCGCCCCUGAGCGCGGUACCGGUGGGCUACUUCACCCAGAUCUGCGCCAACACCGCCGUGGUGGAACAAAGAGCCCACAGCCUCUACUCGACCCCCCACGGACCGGACCAGAAGCCCGUCCGAUCGUCCGCCGGACGGCUCCCGGCUAAAAGGAAGUUAGAUCUCGAAGCCCCAGUUUUUCUCCCCGAGUUCCGCACCCCAAAAGGCAAAGGCGGCGUUCCGGCCAGUCCACGAACCCCAAAGUCGCCGGGUGAGCGGACGAGGUACGACACCUCGCUGGGCCUGCUGACCAAGAAAUUUGUGGGCCUCAUCGCCGAGUCCCCCGAUGGCGUCCUGGACCUGAACUGGGCCACGGAGGUGCUGGAGGUCCAAAAGAGGAGGAUCUACGACAUCACCAACGUCCUCGAGGGAGUCCAGCUCAUCCGGAAAAAGUCAAAGAACAACAUCCAGUGGCUGGUCGGCGACGUCUUCGAAGGCGGCGCCGCCGGAGGAGAGAAGGCCGGAGCGUUGCGCAAAGAUCUCCGAGACCUGGAGCGAGCCGAGCGAUCGCUGGAUGAGCUGAUCCACUCCAGCAGCGCGCAGCUCAAGCAGCUCACGGAGCACAAAGACAACCUGAGGCUGGGCUACGUGACGUACCAGGACAUCCGCUCCAUCGGCAGUCUCCGAGACCAGACGGUGAUCGCCGUUAAAGCCCCCUCUGAGACCAAGCUGGAGGUGCCAGACAUGGAGGCGGGCUCGUUACAGAUCUAUCUGAAGAGUAAGAACGGUCCCAUAGAAGUGUACCUGUGUCCAGAGGAGGGACUGGAAGACGCCAGUCCGGUUAAAAGCUCAGUCACGCCGGAAAAGUCCACCGCAACACCAGCGAGCCUCAGCGGCGUCAAAGAAGAGCUUGUUGAAGAGUGCGUCUCCACAGUGACGGCUUCGACCUCGUCUUCCUCUUCCCUGCUGGACGUGGAGCGUCUCCUGGGUUUGCCCCCCAGCUUGCUGCAGAUGACUGAGGACCAGCUACCAGGGGCGUCCUUCCCCGGCGACCCCAGCGGAGGCGGCGCCGCCCCCUUCGUCAGUUUCUCCCCGCCUCUGGACCACAGCGACUACCUGUGGAGCCUGGAGGACGGCGAGGGCGUGUCUGACUUCUUCGACACGUACGACCUCAAUGAUCUCUUGUAGAGGUGAGGGGACAUUUUGUCAACAUCGCAAUAGGAAGCCACGUUAGCCUCUGGAGCGGGGACGGGGAGAACCUGAUCCAAACCUGCUGUGGAUUUCAAUGGAUUCUGUCUUUGCCACUGUUCCACCCUGCCAAAAAAGUGUUGUGGGGGUUAGUUGAAUAGUUUGUGGUGGAGUCCUACUAAAAAUCAAGCAAACAGCUACGAUAAGAAAUGGAUUGUACUUUAAACGCACAGGCCAGAACAUUAAAGGGCCACUGUCAUGAAAUGCAUAAUUUUUACAAUUAAUUUUGACGUAUACACCUUUUUGUAACGGCCACAAUGAAAAUCCUCUCGAGGGAUUAGUUUUCGAGAAAAUACAGGAAGUGACGUACAUGGCAGGACCCCCCUCAAGUGGACUCGUUUGUUUCUAUUAGUUUUACCUCCGGGAAGGUAGCUCGUUGUUCCUUCGUGUUAGCCAUAAUGCCCGUGUGGUGCCGGAAGUGGGCAUUUAUCACCGCCGCAGGUGGAUCGGGCGAGGCGGUGGUUUGGCCGUGAUCCGCAUAUCAUCUAAAUGUGGCUGGAAACAAUAGGGUAAUAUUGCCCCCGGUAACUUCACUCGGUUGUGUGAUGGUCUCUUCUUCGAACAGAGCUUCCGUGUCAGAAGUGGCGUGUUCGUCUCCCAAAGUAGGGUGCGCCGCGUCUUUUCAAUGGCGAAUGUCCGGGGUGACGUCACGGACAGGGGAUGGAGACAAUAUGGCGACCACUUGGAUGUCGUCGAAUGACACUUCCGCAACUUUGCGCACGGAUGACGCGCUCUCCGCUCAUAUUUAAUUUUUCGUAUAGACAUUGAAGUGAAUCAUGUUGUAUGUAUUUUUCAUUUCAAUAUCUAUUUUAGAAUGUUUAUAGGGAUGACACUAGACCUUUAAGUACCGUUUCUAUUUUUUUAAUCAUUCAUGGUCAUAGUAAAUUUCCAACAAAUAUUGUUAUUGAAUAUCAUUUCUGCGUUGUUGGUGCUUUUUAUAAUCAUUCCUCCAAGGUUACAUUUGGUUUUUUUUUUUUUUUU